GAGAGAAAGAGAGACAGCGAGCGAGAGAUCAGUUUACCACCAUGACCAGCAAACACAACAGAGUGAGUGCAAGUGUGUGAGGUCGACUUUCAAGUGUGUGUGUGUGUGUGUGUGUGUGUGUGUAAACAGUAUUUCAGAAGUGGCAGAAUCCACAGCAUGCAGAAGGUCCCAGAAGAAUGGAGAGAGACGGAGGAGAAGAGGACGUCAGAUGGAGGACAGAAGGGACAGACGGAGGAGUGUGAGACGCUGAUGAUGGAGCUGAAUCGUCUCGUCCAGAAGACAGUGAGGGACAGCAGCUGGUGGGACAGGAGAGGACUGGACUGCACCAUCCUGGCUUCAGCUUUCAUCAGCCUGCCUGCAGCUUUCUUGCUCUUGUCCUCGUCUCAAGUGUGUUACUUCCUGUUGGGCUUGAUUCUGAUGGGCGUGGCUCAUGCUGUGAUCACGGUGAAGGGAACUCACCUGGCCAGUCAUGGAGCUCUGAGCGAGUCCACUGCCUGGGGACAGUUCUGGGCCGUCUUCUUCAUCGAGGUGUGUGGAGCAUUCACAGCGAAUGCGGGUGUGAAAGCACACAUUAAGAUGCACCACGCUCACACCAACGUGAUCGGACUCGGAGACUCGAGCACAUGGAAGGUUCCAUUUCUGCCCCGAAGUGUUUAUCUGUUCAUCGCCCCGCUUGCUGUGCCCAUCAUCACUCCUGUAGUAGCUAUGGGGCAGCUGAAAGGCCAGCCGUUGUGCACAGCGAUGCGUACGGUGGUGUGUGUGUGUGUAGGUGUGUGUUCCCACUACGCACUGCUGCGGUGUGUAUCGGGCUUGGAGUGUAGCUCAGCGCUGCUGGUGAUGCUGCUGAGCAGAAACAUGUUCUCCAUCCCCUACAUCCAUGUCAACAUCUUCCAGCACAUUGGGUUGCCGAUGUUUUCUCCGAAUCGUCGGCCCAAGCGUAUCUACCAGAUGAGCCACGGUGUGUUAAACCUGCCGCGGAACCCACUGUUGGAUUGGACCUUCGGCCACUCGCUCAUCAACUGCCACGUGGAGCAUCACCUGUUCCCUUCACUGUCCGACAACAUGUGCCUCAAGGUGAAGCCAAUCGUGUCACGGUACCUGAAGGCGAAGGCGUUGCCGUAUCAGGAGGACGGCUAUCUCUCUCGCCUUCAGCUCUUCUUCCACAGGUACCAGGAGCUCAUGGUGUUUGCUCCACCCAUCACUGAGCUGGUCGGGGUGCAGUGACCAAGAACCACAAGAACUUUCACAAAUCUUCACGACCAAGACAUUUUGUUUCAUACCUGACCAACCUCAACUUUCUGAUAACUCUCUCUCUCACACACACACACACACACACACACACACACACACACACACACACACACACACACACACACAUCACUGUAGGCUUCCAUCAUGAACACACCAUGUGAUGGAAGUUCUGGUGUCAGCUGAAGAACUACCAAAGACCUAAAUAUAAAUAUUUAAGGCCUGAGAUAGGGAACAUAGUGAGUAUUAGUGAAUCCGUCACUGUAAGGGGCGUACAAGACAAAAGUAAUUGCCCCCACCAUUCAAUCUGCUGCCCCUCCCCCCUCCUUAUACACUAUCUGUGAACAUCAGCGUUUACUGAAGUGCUAUUCUUCAGCAUGAACAGAAUCAAAAAUAUUUUGUCGUUUUCUUCAGAGAACAUCUGAGGUUUUUUAGUAUCGGACAUUUUCACUGCUUUACAAUUAAAUUACAAAAAUAGAUCUGCUCUGCUACAACUGAAAUUUGAUUUAAUUUAACUAAACUAGCUAAUCUGAUAUGCUAACACAGCUAGCUAGCGAGUAUCGAGAAAGCUGAUCACUCACUGAAACUGUCCGUGUUCAAAGUGAGGUCUUUUCUUAUUUUAUACUAAUUAGCUGUGAUGUAUUGAAACAACAAACCCAAAUGACUGGCUGCAGUCGAUUUCUCGGAUGCGCUUUUAUCUCAACAUUAUUACAACAUUAAAGUACAGUUUAAAAAUGUACAUUCUGCCUACUGACAUAUGACUGUAAUUUAAAGACAGCUGGACAGGCCACGCCCAUGAGGGAUAAUCAGAGUGUUAGCAUAAUGCUAUCUGGUUAUUUCUGUAACACAAACUAAAACUGAGCAAUACAUCGAGGGAAGCAAAAAGUAAACAAUUAUGAUGCUUGUAAACAAGAACACACUUUUCUUAUCGAGACAAAAAAAAAAUCAGCAAAUUGUAGCAAACGUGCAGCUCUGAGCUAACAGCGCUAACUGAGGACAUGUCGGCAUGAGCACACUGUCGAAUGUUGAACGCUAUUUUAACUUUAUUUUUUGA
This is a messenger RNA of Neoarius graeffei (lesser salmon catfish), 2302 nucleotides long. RefSeq names its product fatty acid desaturase 6 (gene fads6). Gene Ontology annotation, cellular component: membrane. Gene Ontology annotation, biological process: lipid metabolic process. Gene Ontology annotation, molecular function: oxidoreductase activity, acting on paired donors, with oxidation of a pair of donors resulting in the reduction of molecular oxygen to two molecules of water. The record is from RefSeq and is a predicted model, not a curated record. The transcript is spliced from 6 exons. Bases 157 to 1224 code for a protein of 355 amino acids. NCBI's taxonomy places the organism in Eukaryota, Metazoa, Chordata, Actinopteri, Siluriformes, Ariidae.